Molecule: messenger RNA, 1560 nt
Organism: Exophiala spinifera
Lineage: Eukaryota; Fungi; Ascomycota; Eurotiomycetes; Chaetothyriales; Herpotrichiellaceae
Exons: 1
Coding region: 1-1560 (519 amino acids)
Biological process (GO): ribosomal large subunit export from nucleus
Cellular component (GO): cytoplasm; nucleus
Molecular function (GO): ribosomal large subunit binding
Source: RefSeq, a predicted model, not a curated record
AUGUCCAUGGAUCUGGACGCUCCAGUAUCACUCCCUUCCGUUCAUCAGCCACAGGCGGCAACGAUCCUCUGCUGCAACUGUGGUGCACCCAUAGAUGGAACGGCAUCGGCGGGUGCUCUAUGUUACGACUGCAUCAAACUGACUGUGGAUGUCUCGGAAGGCAUACAGAGAGAGGGAGUAUUACACACAUGCCGAGAUUGCGAACGGUGGCUGAGCCCGCCGUCACAAUGGGUCUCAGCGUCGCUUGAAAGCAGAGAAUUACUUGCCUUGUGUCUUCGGAAACUACGAGGCCUCAGCAAGGUCCGGAUCAUCGACGCAAAUUUUCUCUGGACGGAGCCGCAUUCCCGACGAAUCAAGGUGAAAAUCACCGUACAACAAGAAGCCUACGAGGGCACUAUACUUCAGCAAACGUUCGAGGUUGAAUACGUAGUCGCUUACCAGCAGUGUCCGGACUGUGCCAAGUCCUACACUCCAAACACCUGGCGGGCGUCGGUGCAAGUCAGACAGAAAGUACCACACAAGCGGACCUUUUUGUAUCUGGAACAGCUCGUCCUGAAACACGGGGCGCACAAGGAAACCAUCAACAUCAAGGAAGUUAAAGAUGGCUUGGACUUUUAUUUUGCGCAACGGAACCACGCCGAGAAGUUCGUCGACUUCCUCACAUCUGUGACGCCAGUCAAAGUGAAGAAGUCGCAGGAACUAAUCUCGAUGGACAUCCACACAUCCACCAAAUCGUACAAAUUCACAUAUUCGUGCGAACUGUUACCGAUCUGCAAAGACGACCUGGUCGCGCUGCCGAUCAAGAUGGCCAAAUCCAUCGGCAAUAUAACCCCGCUGGCACUUUGCUACAGGGUGGGCACGUCGGUGAACCUGAUCGAUCCGACGACCCUCCAGACUGCAGACCUCCCGACCGGGACGUACUGGAGGAAUCCAUUCAAGAACCUGGCUGACGUUCAAGAGCUCGUCGAAUUCGUGGUGCUGGACAUUGAGCCGCUGGGGUCGCAGAACGGACGGUUCUUCCUGGCCGAAGCGACGGUCGCUCGGGCCGCCGACCUCGGAGUCAAUGACAAGACCUACUACUGCCGCACGCACCUGGGAGGCGUGUUACACGCUGGCGACUCGGUCCUGGGGUACCACUUGACAGGCACCAACUUCAACAACCCCCAGUUCGAAGAGCUGGAGCAGAGCAGCACGUACGCCUCGACCAUCCCGGACGUCAUGCUCGUCAAGAAGUUUUACGCGCGCAAGAAGAAGCCCAAGUCUAGAUCGUGGAAACUCAAGCGCAUGGAGAAGGACGAGGGCGACCUCUUGCCCAAGAAGCAGGAUCAAGAAAAGAUGGAUGCGGACUAUGAAAUGUUCCUGCGUGACGUCGAGGAGGACGCCGAGCUUCGUCAGACCCUCGCCCUGUACAAGGCCAAGCAACAAAAGACUACUACCACAAGGGACGUGGACAUGAUGAGCAUGGCUACCGGAGAGAGCGACGAGGAUGAAGUGCCCAAGAUCAAUAUGGAUGAGUUACUGGAUGACUUUGACGAGUUGCAUGUCAAUGAUGAUGAGUGA